AACCCACUAGUCCACCUUUAAAAUCACAAGUUGCGCAACUAAAACAACUCUAGAGAGAGAGUGUGUGUGUUCAGACAAAGAGAGAAAAAAAUGGCGAGAUUCACGGUGUUGAUUGCGGCAGUGAUACUAGCCUUUGUAGUGACAGCGCCGGUGCCUGAAGUAACGGCGAAGAAGUACACAGUCGGCGAGAACAAGUUUUGGAAUCCAAACAUCAACUAUACCAUCUGGGCUCAGGGAAAGCAUUUCUACCUCGGUGACUGGCUCUACUUCGUGUUCGACAGGAACCAACACAACAUUCUUGAAGUAAACAAGACCGACUACGAAAACUGUAACGCUGACCAUCCUCUCGUAAACUGGACACGUGGAGCUGGGAGAGACAUUGUCACUCUCAACGUGACUAAACACUACUAUCUACUAGACGGAAAGGGUGGAUGUUAUGGCGGCAUGAAGCUCGCUGUUAAAGUCGAGAAGCUUCCUCCUCCGCCAAAAGCUUCACCUGUCAAGAGCAUUGGUUCAGUUUCCAUGGCCACUGGUGUUGCUCAGUUCGUUGUUCCGUUUGCUCUUUUCUCUGUUUCGACGGUGUGGGAUGCCAUCUUAAGGAUGUGGUAGUGAAUGAUCUAAGAGCUCUUUACUUGGAAUCCAUUUUCGAUUUGAGAGACAUUAAAUUCUUUUCAGGGAAAGCAUUUUUAAGUUAGAAAGUUCAUCAGUUGAGUUUAUGUUUUGUAAUGUUGGAUUGUUGGUUUUAAUCUUUUGUUUCUUGUAUGUCUCUUUGAAAUCAAUUGUUGAAAAAGUCUAUAUUUGAUUUACUUGAGAUUGAUUACAUUUAAU
Molecule: messenger RNA, 828 nt
Organism: Eruca vesicaria subsp. sativa (arugula)
Lineage: Eukaryota; Viridiplantae; Streptophyta; Magnoliopsida; Brassicales; Brassicaceae
Source: the annotation of a GenBank genome assembly